Molecule: messenger RNA, 1374 nt
Organism: Fusarium sp. VM40
Lineage: Eukaryota; Fungi; Ascomycota; Sordariomycetes; Hypocreales; Nectriaceae
Source: the annotation of a GenBank genome assembly
AUGGACCACAAUAGCAAGAUCGUCAUCAUCGGGGCGGGCGUCUUUGGCCUGACGACCGCCAAACAACUCACCUUAGAAGGUCACCAGAAUAUCACUGUCAUCGACAGACACAUGCCGCCAGUAAGAGACUUCAUCGUCGUCCAUCAAAGUUCUAUGACUCAAUUCUUACAGGUUCCCGAUGGAUCAAGCUCUGACAUCUCCCGGAUAAUCCGCUUCGACUAUGCUGACAGUGAUUACUGCACCUUGGCAUAUGACGCUUAUCGCAAGUGGUCACAGGACCCCAAGUACAGGGGCAUUUUCUACCCGACCCAGUACAUCAUCGCUGGUUCGAGGGGCAAUUCUGAAAAGUCUUGGACGGACAAGACUACAGCUCAGCUAGAUAAGCGACAACUGCCUUACACUCGAUUACCCGAUACCGCAGCGGCAAAGCAAGGGUUUCCCAUUCUGACGGGUGAACUCGCUCGGCCUAAUUUCGAAGGCUACCUUAAUAACUCUGGUGGCUGGGCUGAUGCCAACAAGGCAAUCAAGCAACUCCGCGACGAAUGUCUUGAACUAGGCGUCUCCUUCGUCGCUGGUCGAGCUGGUACAAUUAUUGGUUUCGACAGCGAUGCUAACGGUGUCAUUAAGGCUGUGAAAACAGCCGCCGGAACACCUAUUUUUGGGGAUAAUUUUAUUCUUGCGGCUGGUGCCUGGGCCUCCGGUUUGGUUUCCACGUAUAACUCAACAAUUUCCACAGCGCAAGCUUUGGGAUUUCUUCGUUUGACGGAGUCCGAGAUGAAAAAGUACAAGGAGCUCCCCAUCUAUGUCAACUACUCCACGGGAUGGUUCAACUUCCCUCCACACGAGGACACAAACAUGCUCAAAUUUGCGGUGCAUGGUUGGGGAUAUACUCGGGCGCCUUCCGAAAGCGACAACAACGCGAUCAAGUCCAACAUCUCGGUACCCCCAGCUGUUUCACGAGAGCGCAAGAAUUUCGUGCCUGUUGAUGCUGAGCAACGUCUCAGAGAUGGUCUGCGCGAGAUUCUACCUGAGCUGGCUGAUCGAGCAUUCGAGAGAGCUGCGCUAUGCUGGUACACGGAUACGCCAACGGGUGACUUCAUCAUGGACUAUCACCCAGACUAUAAGAACCUGUUCAUCGGUGGAGGCGGAAGUGGACAUGCCUUCAAAUUUCUCCCAGUGUUGGGCGAAUGUAUGACAGGCGCUAUUAACAAGACCCUUCCCAGUCAUUUGGCAGAGAAGUGGCGCUUUCAUAAGGAAUAUGAGCAUCGUGAGGAUACUUUCCUUGGAGAUGGUAGCCGGGGUGGGCCUGCGAGGCGAGAGCUCAACUCUACUGAGAAGGCCAAGCUGGUUGGGGAAGAGAGGUCUAAACUAUAA